Messenger RNA from Paramecium pentaurelia, 1130 nucleotides. Lineage: Eukaryota; Ciliophora; Oligohymenophorea; Peniculida; Parameciidae. The record is from the annotation of a GenBank genome assembly.
UAUGAGAGCUCUUACCAUAAUUUGCUUAGUGGCUGCCGUAUUUGCUUUAGAUACAAAUAAAUUUGCUGUCCUUCUUUAGGCAGGAACAAGAGGAAAUGAUGCUGUCGAAUCAGUUUACAACCUUUUGCGAGAUCUUAAAACAGAGAAUGUUAAUGUCUAAGCUGCUGCUGAUAAAAAGAAUAACACAGAUGAAGGUAUCUUAAUACUCUUAUAUUCUAAUAGAAAUCUUCUCUUAAGUUAUUGGUGACCUGACAAAUGUUGCUUCACUUAACAAAUAAUAAUGGGAAGCUUUAGGAGCUGUCAGAACAGAUGUUGAAGCCUAAAUUAGAGUAUACUUUAUACAUAUUCUUAGGAUGGAUAUUCAUGGUUAACAUGGGCUGAAUCAAGACUUGCUGAAAUCGAAAGAAGAAAUGCUCAACUUCAAGAUUAAAGAUGUUGGGCCAAUGGACUUUUUGUUAGAUCUCUUGCUGAUCAUGCUGAUGCUAUUGGUGUUGUUUAACUCUUGGAAUAAGAUGUUGCAGGUUUUCUCACUAAUAAUGCUGGAGUCGAACUUGUUGAAAAAGCUUAAACAAUUGCUGAUAAAUUAUCUGCAUACAGUCACCUUUUCUAAUAAGAUGCACUUUAAAAAUUCCAAUCACUUGCUGAAGUGAAAAGAGAAGGAACUACAGGAGAAUAAGUUCUUGCUAUCUUAUAAGAUUUAUAAGGUGAAUUGGAAUCCACUCUAGCAACACUCUAAGAAUAAGAAAUCCAUGCUGCUUUUGCAUUAGCUAAAUAUGUUUCAGAUACCAAUGCUGAAGUCGCCUGGUUAAAUUCUGAACAUGAAAGAAGAACUUCUCUUGUUGAAAAAUUAGAAACUGUAUCAGUAACAUCUAUUUCUCAAGUAACUCCCUGCCGUCCUUGCUCAAUAAGCUAAAGCCCUCAAAUUGUGGAAAGAUUCUUUGAAUGCAGUUGCCGGAGCUACUGCUGAUUUGGAAGAAAAGAGAGAAUUCUAUGCUUCUGAAACUGCUAGAAGAUAAGGUAUUAUUCUAAUUCAUUUCAAGAGGAAAACGCUAUCAUCGAUGUUGUCAUUUAACUCUUCAAAGAUUAAGUCAGAUCAUUAGCCUCAUAAACUUCCCUUGGAAGAAAGUGAU